UCGUGGUAAAAAUGUUUUUACAGUAAGAAAAAGUGCACAUGUGUUUAAUUCCUUUCAAGUUAAAAUACAUUAACUUAAUCAUCAUAUUAUUACAAUUGUAAAUAACAAUUAACUAUUAAUAUAUGUAGUUUAUAAUUUGUGCUGUAAGAUUUUAACUGAAAAACUAUCUAGUUUUAUUUUAUUAUUGUAAUUUUUUUUUUUUUGAGAAUUUCAAAUUGUCAAUUUGCUAUAGAAUAAGUUUUAGAAAUGAACAGAAGACCUCAGUCCUACAACUACAAACCACAUUCAACCUCUUCAAAACCAACAGGUCCUAGUUGUGUUAUAUGUUUUAAACCACAAUCAAUAUAUUCAAUUGGUGCUUGCGAUCAUCCAGUGUGCUAUGAAUGUUCAACUACAAUGAGAGUUUUGUGUGAUCAAAAAGAGUGUCCAAUAUGUAGACGAAUUAUGACCAAGGUAAUUUUUACCAAGAAAAUUGAAUUAUUCCAAGAUCUUGAAAAUCGUCAAUAUCCUCGCUACAAUAAAAAAUUUGGCAUUGCAUUUGAUGAUCAUUCUAUUGAAAAUUCAUUUGAACAACUAUUACGUUGUUACUGUAAAAAAUGUUAUGAUCGUCCUAAUUUUGAAGUCUUUGAGCAAUUGACAACACAUAUGGAGAGGAAUCAUCGUUUAUAUGCUUGUCGUCUUUGUGUUAAACACUUAAAGAUAUUCCCAAGUCAGAGACGUUGGUAUAAUUAUGAUGAGUUAGCAAGGCAUGAAGAAUGUGGAGAUCCUGAUAAUACUUCUCAUCGGGGUCAUCCAGAAUGUCACUUUUGUAAUGUUCGUUAUUUAGAUAAAGAUGAACUUUAUAAACAUUUGAGAAAAGAACAUUUUUAUUGUCAUUUUUGUGAUGCUGAUGGUAUCCAAGAUUAUUAUAUGACAUAUGCUUGGCUGAGAAAACAUUAUUAUGAUAAGCAUUUUCUAUGUGAAGAGGGCAAUUGUGUAAAUGAACAAUUCACAUCAGUUUUUCGUACAGCCAUAGAUUUACAAGCUCAUAAAGCUCAAGCUCAUAGUAAAGAACUUGGAAAACACGGUUCUAAAGAAGCCCGUACUCUAAAAAUUGAAUUCAAUUUAAGACCGAGACAUUUACCUGUUGUUGAAGCUGGACGACCAAAUCUCAAUCAGUAUCCACCUUUGUCAGAUUUUCCUAUGAACCACAAUCCUCCACCUGAACGUGUUAUAAAUGUUCGAAAUACAUCAGACUUUCCAUCUCUCAAUGGCCAAACUACUACUGUUUUACCUUGCGCUAGAACAAGAAAACAAAAUCAACAUGUUAACACUCGAGAUCUUAAUUCAUUUCCCGCUCUUGGACAAGAAUCUGCUCUUCCUCCAAAACCUGUUCAAUCUGCCAAUAAUAUACGCAUGGCAGCAAUAUUAAAAAAACCUCCUGAAUUGCCUAAACAAGAAAAAAACAAAGAAAAUUCUGGGCCAUCAAUUAGGUUACCUAAUCAAGCUAAAGAUUUCCCAUCUUUAGAUGGAAAUCAAAGUCAAGCAAAAGUUAAAGAAGUAAACAAUUCAAAUAGUUGGGUUUCUAAAGCAAAAAUUACUAAUGAAGAACAAGAAGCCCUGAAAAAAUCUAAGAAAGAAGCUCCUAUAAAGAAAAAAAUUGCUGAAGCUCCUAAAGUACCUGGGCCAUCUGAUUUUCCAAAUUUAAACAAAAAAUUAGAACCUACCAAGAGUAAUUUAGCAAAGUUAGGAAAUAAAAAAAAAACAGAGGUCAUUAAAAAAUCCAAUAAUACAGUAGAUAAUACACUAAAUACACAAAAGAAAGUUAUUCAGACUGAUAGUUUCUCUCAAAAAGAAAAUUUGUCCCAAAAAAAUGAUAAAGUAAAAUCAAAAGAUGCUCAUUCAAAUGGUGAUAUUCAAAGUAAAAUAGCAAAAAAUGAAGUUAAUCCUGGACGUUCAAAUAAAAUAGAUACAAAAAAAGAAUUGAACAAAAAAUCUGUGAAAGAAAACCAAUCCUCACCUGUUAAACCAGAUAAGUUAGCUAAUGUAGCUUCUAAUCAAAAAGAGAAGAAAAAGCGAAAAAAAAAUGACAAUAAACAUUUAACUCCCGAAUAUGAAAAUUCUAAUGUAGAAGUUUCCUCAACACCUAAGGUACCACCAGGUUUUGAAAAUGCUCAACAAAUUAGAGUACCACCUGGUUUAAGUAGUAGAUCACAAAUUAAAGCACCUCCCGGUCUAACUUUAAAUAAAUCCUAUGACUAUAUUCUUCCACCUAAUUCAACUAUACGAAAUAAAGUCUUAAUAAAUAACUUAGUUGCAGCACUUAUACCUCGGGAUGAUCAAUUUGAUACAUUUGAAAAAUUCAAAGAAAUGUCUACUUUAUUUAGAAAAAAUGUCAUUACUGCUUAUGAUUUUUAUUCAUAUUGUGUAGAAGCAAUUUGCCGUAUCAAUUUUGAAACUGUUUUUUUGGAACUUGUUUUGUUAUUGCCAGAUAUACAAAAACAACAGGAAUUACUAUUUAUUUACAAUAGAAACGGUGGUGAAAAAUUAAAUGUUGAACUAUGUAAAGUAUGCCGACAAGUACUGAAACCUUCAGAUUUAGAUCACCAUUUAUCUUUGCAUAAUAUUUAAAAUUAAUAUACUUAUUGUUGGUUAACUUCAAACACAAAUUUAUUAUUACACUUAAUUUUUUUAGUUGUAUCUGUAAUUUUUUAGAUAAGUAUAAAUUAAAAAAAUUAACGUGUUAAUAGAAAUUCUAUUUUUUAUAAUUAAAACUGUGUUAAUUUAUUACAGUAAAAUGUUAAAUCAAGCUCAAUUGUGUUACAUAUAUUUUCUUUUGUUUAGAAAAUCAGUA
Molecule: messenger RNA, 2833 nt
Organism: Daktulosphaira vitifoliae (grape phylloxera)
Lineage: Eukaryota; Metazoa; Arthropoda; Insecta; Hemiptera; Phylloxeridae
Product: E3 ubiquitin-protein ligase ZNF598
Exons: 8
Coding region: 247-2610 (787 amino acids)
Biological process (GO): protein ubiquitination; rescue of stalled cytosolic ribosome
Molecular function (GO): ribosome binding; ubiquitin protein ligase activity
Source: RefSeq, a predicted model, not a curated record